UAUAGUUAGUGAAACUAAUUACGGCUGUCUCCACUAACUAUGGAUGUCAAGUUUAUCCUCCGAGGACAACCUGGUCGCGCGCGCCGAGGCCUACCUCUCGCAGUCCGUGCUCCGCCACCCCGGCGAGGCCACCAAGGCGCUCAAGUCCUGCGAGGAGCUGCUGCCGCACGCCGAGGAGCUCGGCAUUGUCGCCCGCUGCGUGGACGCCAUCGCCGCGCGCUCGUCGGCGACGUCGCGCUCCUGGUUCGGCGACCUGGCCGUGCUCGGCCUGCACAUGUACAAGCGGGUGAUGGCGGCCAUGGCCGCGCGCAAGGACGUGAGGACGGAGGCUUUGGAGGGCUGCCUCGUGUCCUACGCCAAGGCCACCCUCCCGGGGCUGUCGAGGUCCAUGAGGUGGCGCCGCGCGUCCGCGCCGGUCUCGUCGGAGGUGGAGCAGAGAGACCUCCUGGAGGUGGUGGUCGCGAGCCUCCCCGCGAACAAGGGCUCGGGGAGCGUGGUGACCGCGAAGUUCCUGUUCGCGGUGCUGCGGACGGCGCACAUCCUGCGCGCUUCGGACGCGGCGCGCACGGCGAUUGAGCGGAAGGCCGCGACGCAGCUGGAACAGGCAACGGUGGAGGACGUGCUCAUCCCGAGCUACUCCGGCGUCGCGGAGAUGCUCUACGACGUGGACUACGUCGAGUGGGUGGUCAGGCACUUCCUGGCCGAGGAGGAGGUGGGCGAGGACGAGGCGUCGUCGUCAGCUGCAAUCACCGAGGAGGAAGCGGCGGCGAGGACGACGACGUCGCGUCCGUCGGCCGUGGCAAUGGUGCAGGUGGGCAAGCUGGUGGACAACUACCUGGCAGAGGUAGCGUCCGACGCCAACCUGGAGCCAACCAAAUUCUGCGAGCUCGCGCUGGCAAUGCCGGACCACGCCCGCAUCUACGACGAUGGCGUCUACCGCGCCGUCGACAUCUACCUCAAGGCGCAUCCGCGGCUGACGGCGGAGGAGCGGAACAGGGUGUGCGGCGUGGUGGACUGCAGGAAGCUGACGAUGGAGGCGUGCACGCACGCGGCGCAGAACGAGCGGCUCCUGCUGCGCGCGGUGCUGCAGGUGCUCUUCUUCGAGCAGCUGCAGCUCCGGCGCGCCAUCACGGGCACGCUGCUGGCGUCCACGGCUUCCCCGCGAGCGCGGCAUCCGAAUCCUCAUCCACAGCGGCCGGCGGCGGCGGUGCGUCACGCCGCUGGCCCGAGCGAGGCGUGGCGGACGACGACGGUGCAGGAGAGCCAGACGCUGCGGGUGGACAUGGACGGCAUGAGGAGCCGGGUGCAGGGCCUGGAGAGGGAGUGCUCCAGCAUGCGAAGGGCGAUCAAGAAGAUCGACGGCGGUGGCGCGGCGUCGCAAGGCAGCGGCAGCCCGGACGCGGCCGCCCCGGCGGGCUGGCGGUCGAGGUACCGGUGCAAGUUCAGCACGCAGGUGUGCGACUCGCAGGCGCGCGACGCGGUCGUGUCCAGGGCGUCUAGGAUGGGGAUGAGCCCAUGACCGACCGAACCAUGAUGGCGCCAAAUCUCCAAUCCUGUUCGAACGCGACAUGUUUCACAGUCAGAGAAGAGCUCGACAGUCGAGAUGAAAAUUGUUCCAAGAUGUCACGGCUAGCCAGACGAGAGUGAGUGAAGACCCAAGAUCGAGCGCGGCAAAAAUUUCUCACCCCUUGUCAUCUCGUUCGUACGACGCACCCGAUUCUCAAGCUCAUCUUGUCCGUCCGUUGAUAAAAGGAAAUGGCAGGGGGUUUUGUGCAAAGUUGCGUGCGCUGACCAGUCCAACCACCUGGCAGCUAAUUGGCGAGCUGUGAUUGGCCUGGGACUAAAUCAUCACAUGAGAUGCAAGUUGGGUAUGGUGGAGUC
This is a messenger RNA of Triticum aestivum (bread wheat), 1881 nucleotides long. Its product is annotated as BTB/POZ domain-containing protein At5g66560-like. The record is from RefSeq and is a predicted model, not a curated record. NCBI's taxonomy places the organism in Eukaryota, Viridiplantae, Streptophyta, Magnoliopsida, Poales, Poaceae. The transcript is spliced from 2 exons. The coding region runs from base 44 to 1519 and encodes 491 amino acids.